UAUAAGAAUAGCUUGCGGCGUUCGUUGCGGCUUACGAGUGGCGACGGUUCAUGCUAUGACAAGGGGCAACCCUCGUCUCGCCCUAUCAUGCUGCCAGGGCUCGCUCGUUGACCUCGCAACACCUCCACCUUUGUUUUGUCGCCCAGUCGCACCCCAUUGUUCUUUCCGCUCGUCCACCCGUGUAGACGACCGUUUCUGUUGUUGCUCGCUGAACCAUACGAGUGCCACCGGGGAAUCGCAAUUCGACUUUAUUUCUGUUGGUCGCACCCGAAUUUUCUACAGAGCGUCAUAUAUUCUUUGACAGUGCGAUUGGAGACGACGACGGUCGCAUUCCCCGCAGCAUGUCUCUACCCCAGCGCCCAGACCCCUCGUCGCGGCGGCGAGACGACCGUCGAAGCCACCACGAGUCACCCAAAUCACCCAAAUCGCCUUCGCGCCGCCGCCGAACCUCGGACGCCGAGAAUCCCUCAUCGCGCCGUCGACGAACCUCUGAUGCCCAGGAGCCGUCAUCACGCCGCCGACGAACCUCUGACGCCGACACUUCGCAUUCGCAUUCGCACCGCCGCACACGCAGCAAGAGCGGGUCACAGACAUACGCUCACGCACUUCCCUCGCCCGGCACACCGGUGGCCAUGGAACGAGACCCCAUGAUGCGAAGCCAGCACACAACUCCAGGGCCGGAGCUGGGCAGGAAGCGCAGCCUGGUCCGACCAGAACGACAGCGAAUUCAACCGGACCAUCCCAACUAUCACUAUCGCAAACAUGCUCAGAAGAUGCAUGUGCAACCAUCGACGACGGGCAACGACCCAAUACUGGAGGAUUACCUGGAGGCGGAGACGGUCAGCUCUGCCAGCACCGACUUGAAGCACUCGCACCUGCGCAAUGCCUCUGGAGGCUACCACGACAAACAGGCUCCGCUGGAUGGAGAGUCGCCUGUUCACCGUCGGCUAGCCCGUAGUAAGACCAUGGAGAAUGCCGAGAAACAGCGGCAAAAGGAAAAGGAAAAGGACAAGAUGCGUCCGCCCAGCCUAUGGACAGUGUACUGCUCUGUUAUCACUUUCUGGUCUCCGGGCGCCAUCAUGAAAUGGUUCGGAAUGCCGCACAAGGCGCAGCAGCGUGCUUGGAGAGAGAAGAUUGGACUUAUCAGCAUCAUUCUUGCCAUCAUGACGUUUGUCGGUUACAUCACUUUCGGCUUCACCGAGACCGUCUGUCCAUCUACCGGCAACGUACGUCUCAGGACCAACGAGGUUGAUUCGGGCUUUAUGAUUUUCCACGGCAAAGCGUACGACUUGGCUCAAUCCAAGCACCCUUUGGCACGGAAUGUUCCAGCCAACGCAAACAUCCUCUAUGAUCUUCCCGAGAAAAACGGCGGCCGAGACGGUAGUUUUCUUUUCCAAAAUGUCAAUGGAGCCUGCAAGGGACUCAUCACGCAAAAGGACAACGCCGGUAUCCCCAGUAGUGGCAACGACAACCUUGCCUGGUACUUUCCUUGCCAAACCUUCAAGCAGGAUGGUUCGAGCGAGCCCAACACUACUUUCUACGAGUACAACGGAUACCAAUGCCACACGUCGGACAACGCUCGCAGCGCCUUUUACGGAUUAAGGAACACAGGAGAUGUGUACUUCACUUGGGAUGACAUCCGGAAUUCUUCCCGCAAUCUGAUGGUGUGGGGUGGAGACGUUCUGGACUUGAACCUCCUGACUUUCUUCAACCGGACCCAGAUCAAUGUCCCCAACAUUUUCGACGAGAUUCGACAGAACCCCGCCGUACGCGGAAUAGAUGUAACCCGCACCUACUCUUCAAACUAUGAAAAGCAGGUCGCCCGCUGCUUCACUGAGAUUAUCAAAGUUGGAUCGAUCGAUACCGAGAGCAUAGGCUGCAUUGCUUCCAAGGUCGUACUAUAUACAUCGUUGAUCUUCAUCCUGUCUGUGGUCGUGGCGAAGUUCGUCCUUGCUCUGGCUUUCCAAUGGUUUCUGAGCCGGGGGUAUGGUGCUACCAAGACCCCUUCGGGCAAAGUAGACUCGAAGCAACGGAAACAAGACAUUGAGGACUGGAGCGACGAUAUCUACCGCGCACCGCCCAAGCUAAUGGACACAGCUGCAGGGCCAGAUCGUUCAAGCAGGCGUGGCAGCACAUUCCUACCCUCGACAUCUCGAUUCACCAGCCCCUAUGCCAUGGAAAAGUCAACAAAGACUCGUGCUCCGCCAACGACUAUGACCAGUCAGAGUAACAGUAACAGUAACUCAUCCCGGCCCAACAACGGCAUGUACAGCAAACUGAACGCAAGUCACGGAACUCUCCCGGCAUUUGACGCAGCGCAAGAAUCUCGAUCGAGCUUGCUUCUCUCUAGUAAUACCGAAAAGAAUCGCUAUUCCAGCGUUGGUGGCGAGACGGAAGGACCGGGACCGGCUGGGUUUGUCCACGAUGCAGUUGUUCCUCAGCCACCUCCCGAUUGGCAGCCAUUUGGAUACCCUUUGGCACACUCAAUCUGCUUGGUUACUGCCUACUCCGAGGGUGCAGAAGGGCUGCGAACCACGUUGGACUCGAUUGCCACGACGGAAUAUCCAAACAGCCACAAGUUGAUCCUGGUCAUCUGCGACGGCAUGAUCAAGGGUGAAGGCGAAGAUCUGACGACGCCUGAAAUCUGUCUCGGCAUGAUGAAAGAUCAUGCAGUCCAGCCUCACGAAGUACAAGCUUAUUCGUAUGUUGCAGUUGCCAGCGGCUCCAAGCGACACAACAUGGCCAAAAUCUACUCGGGAUACUAUCAUUACGGCGAGGACAGCCGGAUUGCCGUACAGAAGCAGCAGCGCGUGCCCAUGAUGGUUGUCGUCAAGUGCGGAACUCCGGAUGAACACCGCAAGUCCAAGGCGGGCAAUCGUGGCAAGCGAGACAGUCAGAUUAUCCUCAUGUCGUUCUUGCAGAAGGUCAUGUUUGACGAACGUAUGACGGAGCUUGAGUUUGAGAUGUUCAACGGCAUCUGGAAGAUUACUGGCAUCUCGCCCGACUUUUACGAGAUUGUGCUCAUGGUGGACGCUGACACGAAGGUUUUCCCUGACAGCAUAACUCACAUGAUCUCAGCCAUGGUGAAGGAUCCAGAGAUCAUGGGUCUCUGCGGCGAGACAAAGAUUGCCAAUAAGCGGGAUUCGUGGGUUUCGAUGAUCCAAGUGUUUGAGUACUUCAUCUCACACCACCUGGCAAAGUCGUUCGAGUCGGUCUUUGGCGGUGUUACAUGUCUUCCUGGAUGCUUCUGCAUGUAUCGUAUCAAGGCGCCCAAAGGCGGACAGAACUACUGGGUACCGAUCCUGGCCAAUCCAGACGUUGUCGAGCACUACUCGGAGAACGUGGUCGACACGUUGCACAAGAAGAACUUGCUGCUGUUAGGCGAAGAUCGGUACCUUUCAACGCUGAUGCUCAAGACAUUUCCCAAACGGAAGCAGGUUUUUGUGCCCCAGGCGGUUUGCAAAACCACGGUGCCCAACGAAUUCAAAGUUUUGCUGUCACAGCGUAGGCGAUGGAUUAAUAGUACGGUCCACAACCUGAUGGAGCUAGUGCUUGUGAACGAUCUGUGUGGCACCUUCUGCUUCAGCAUGCAAUUUGUUGUGUUUGUCGAGCUGCUCGGUACUCUGGUCCUUCCCGCCGCUAUUGCCUUCACGCUUUACCUGAUUGGCAUCUCCCUCAAGGCAGCCAUUCUGCACACGGCAGCGCCUCUUAUUCCUCUCAUUCUGCUCGCUCUCAUCCUCGGUCUUCCUGCGAUCCUCAUCGUUGUGACGGCUCACAAAUGGGUGUAUGUUGCGUGGAUGCUUGUUUACCUCUUGUCGCUCCCGAUUUGGAACUUUGUGCUCCCGGCGUACGCGUUCUGGAAGUUUGACGACUUCAGCUGGGGCGACACGAGGAAGACGGCCGGCGAGAAGACGAAGAAGGCGGGGCUGGAAUACGAGGGCGAGUUUGACAGUAGCAAGAUUACAAUGCGGAGAUGGCAUGACUUUGAAGCAGAGCGGAGACUCAAGACAAGUGGCGGGUGGUCACAGCAAACGACGUCGGCAGGGGGAUGGCCACAGCAGCAGCAACAGCAGCAGCAAGGAUACGACCCUUAUUAUGACAAUUGAUUUCGCAUUGUGGCGUGGCGUAGGAGCGGAGGCAUUUCAGUGUACAAAGCUAGCAUUUGCACGACGUUUCUUCUUAGUGCAUUAUUAGACGCCUCGCAUGGGUAAUUGUAGAAUAGAGACGUGUGUAAUGAGCAUGUCGAGGUUAUUGUAGUAAUAAUUCAGCAAGAUGACA
Messenger RNA from Dothidotthia symphoricarpi CBS 119687, 4278 nucleotides. Its product is annotated as glycosyltransferase family 2 protein. NCBI's taxonomy places the organism in Eukaryota, Fungi, Ascomycota, Dothideomycetes, Pleosporales, Dothidotthiaceae. Bases 342 to 4106 code for a protein of 1254 amino acids. The record is from RefSeq and is a predicted model, not a curated record. The transcript has 4 exons. Gene Ontology annotation, molecular function: chitin synthase activity. Gene Ontology annotation, cellular component: cell septum; cell periphery.